AUGGCCACCUCGACGACUUCCCCGACCUCCAGCCCUUCCCUUACGGCGACUACCGCCACGCCCACCAUGGCGGCCGCCACGGGCGCUGCCCAGCCGUUCCACACGGCGUCGCUCUACGUCGGAGACAUUCAUCCGGACGUGACGGAAGCGCUGCUGUUUGAGAUUUUUAACGCCGUGGGGCCCGUCGCCAGCAUCCGCGUGUGUCGCGACGCCGUGACGCGCCGCUCGUUGGGCUACGCCUACGUGAACUUCCACAACGUGGCGGACGCCGAGCGGGCGCUCGACACGAUGAACUUUACGAGCAUCAAGAGCGUGCCCUGUCGCAUCAUGUGGUCGCAGCGCGACCCGUCGCUCCGGAAAUCGGGCGUUGGCAACAUUUUUGUCAAGAACUUGGACCUGUCCAUUGACAACAAGGCGCUCUACGACACGUUUUCGCUGUUUGGCAACAUUUUGAGCUGCAAAGUCGCGAUCGACCACACAACGGGCAAUAGCAAAGGCUAUGGCUACGUGCACUAUGAGACAGCCGAGGCGGCAACAGAGGCCAUUGCCAAGAUUAAUGGCAUGCUCAUUGCGGGCACCGAGGUGUUUGUCGGUCAUUUUCAGAAGCGACAGGACCGUCCGGACGCAGACGACUGGACUAAUUGUUAUGUGAAGAACAUUCCCACCAAGUGGACGGACGCGGACUUGCUCAAGGAGUUUGAGCCAUUUGGCCACGUGCUCAGUGCCGUGGUGAUGAAAGACAAUGCCAACCCGGAUCAGAACCGCGGGUUUGGCUUCGUCAACUAUGACGACUCGGACUCUGCCCAUCGAGCGGUAGAUGCCUUGAACGGCAAGUCGUACCCGGUUGGCGAUGGCGUGGAGACGGACAUUUACGUGGGCAAAGCCCAAAAGCGCACGGAGCGCGAGCGUGAGCUGCGCAACAAGUUUGAGCAGCUCAAGAUGGAGCGUAUAAACAAGUACCAGGGCGUGAACUUGUAUGUAAAGAACCUGGACGAUCAGCUGUCGGACGACGAGCUGCGCGAAGCUUUUGCAGAGUGCGGCACUAUAACGUCGUCGCGUGUGAUGCGCGACCCGAACGGAAACUCGCGUGGCUUUGGUUUCGUAUGCUUUUCGACCCCGGAGGAGGCCAACAAAGCUGUAGCAGAGAUGAAUGGCAAGCUGAUUGUAGGCAAGCCCGUGUACGUAGCGCUAGCGCAGCGCAAAGAGGUCCGUCGCGCGCAGCUCGAGGCCCAGCACGCUCAACAGCGCGCUGGCAUGGCCAUGGGCCGCGGCAUGCCGAUGGGUCAGCCGCCCAUGUACGGUGCGGCCCCGAUGUUCUAUGGCCAGCCUGGCCAGCUUCCGCCCCAGGCCCGUCAGGGCUUUAUGUACCCACAACAGAUGAUGCCGCGUGGUGUCCAGCGGGGCCCGAUCCCGUACGGUGCUCGUGUGCCAGGCGCUCCGGCUCCCGGUGGCUACCCGAUGCCUGGGUACGGCAUGCCGAUGCAGCAGCAGCGCGGUCAGCCGCGUCGUGGUCGCCAGGGACCUGGUCCUCAAGGACCUCAGGGUGCUCCUGCGAACCGCCGCAACUUUAAGUACACGGCAAACGCUCGCAACCACCCGGCUCGUGAGAUGCCGCCUCAAGGCGUGAUGCCGCCGGCCGCUCCCGUGCAGAAUGCAGGACCAGAGCCGUUGACGUCGGCUGCAUUGGCCGCGGCUUCCCCGGAGAUCCAGAAGAACAUGAUUGGUGAGCGUUUGUACCCGCUGAUCCACCGCCAGCAGCCUGAAUUGGCCGGCAAGAUCACAGGUAUGCUACUGGAGAUGGACAACGGCGAGCUGUUGCACCUGCUGGAGAGUCCGGAGGCACUGGAGGCUAAGAUCCAGGAGGCGCUGGCGGUUCUGGAGGCCCACCAAGGCUAG
Messenger RNA from Hyaloperonospora brassicae, 1896 nucleotides. The record is from the annotation of a GenBank genome assembly. Lineage: Eukaryota; Oomycota; Peronosporomycetes; Peronosporales; Peronosporaceae.